UUACAGUGGGACCCUGCCAGUGACAGACGCUCCAUCCACUGAUGCUCAGCAAAGCCUGAAACUUUUUACAUACCGACAGCAUGAGGGCCUUUAUUCCGACUGCGGCGCUGCUGUGGGUGAUAACAAUGCCCUGCCUAGAAGCCAUCCACGGACUGUAUAACUUUGGCCAGCAUGAGCUAUUCUACAAAAAGAACAACUGCAAGGCAAUCCCUGCGAAUCUCCUACUUUGCCACGAUAUAGAGUACAGGGAGAUGCGCCUCCCCAACCUGCUCGGACACGAAACCAUGAACGAAGUUCUGCAGCAAGCCUCCUCUUGGAUCCCGCUGGUGCAGAAACAGUGUCACCCGGACACAAGAAAGUUCCUCUGCUCUCUUUUCGCUCCAGUCUGUCUGGACGAUUUGGACGAGCCCAUACAGCCGUGCAGGUCUCUCUGUGAAAAUGUCAAGCGCGGCUGCGCGCCCGUGAUGUCCGCGUUUGGCUUUCCGUGGCCAAAGAUGUUGGACUGCGAGCGCUUCCCACUCGACAACGACCUGUGCAUACCGCCUGCAAGCACCGACAGCUUUGCGCCAGUCACCAAAGAGGUGCCCAGGGUGUGCGAUGCUUGCAAGGAAACGGAAGAAAAUGACAACGAAAUUGUUGAGAACUUGUGUAAAAAUGACUUUGCUCUGAAAAUCAAAGUGAAGGAGAUCUCCUACAUCAACGGUGACACCAAAAUAGUGCCGGACACGAAGAGCAAGACCAUCUACAUGAUGAACGGCGUGACGGAGCGCGACUUCAGGAAGACGGUGCUGUGGCUGAAGGACGGGUUGCAGUGCAUCUGCGAGGAGAUGAACGACAUCAACGCCGCCUACCUGGUCAUGGGCCAGAAGAUGGACGGCCAUCUGGUCAUCACCUCGCUGAAGCGCUGGCAGAAGGAACAGCGCGAGUUUAAGAGGAUUUCACGUAGCAUCCGCAAGUUACAGUGCUAGGAAAGUGGGGAGUGGGGGGGACCUGCAUGUUAAGGUUAAAGGGCAAGUUUUGUUGGUCAUCCUUCCUUUGUGUUCGCAGUUCUGGUUUUUCUGCUCUACAGCUUCAAAGAUGUUUCCCUGGCCUCAGAGGACACACAGCUUUCUGUUUCUUCCUUUGGCUUCUAAUUAAAUAAACCCGAUCUUUACAUAAAAAAGGUUAAUAUAGGGUAUAAAAUAAUUUAAAACAGACAAAUAAAUAACAAGCGUUUAUUUGACUCUGUAACUAUAACUGGGUGUUUUAUUGUGAAAAUCAGCCAACGACUUGGAUUCAUUUUGGAUUCGCUGAUAAAAUUAGUGCCCCCUUGUGGCCAGUUUGAAGAUGUGCGUCCUUCCCUGGGAAUGGUCUUUGCGGCCACCCCAUCGGUUGCAGUUAAUUGCACUCAGCUGCUGUCCAAGGUCCAGAGGAAUCACAAAUUGCACGGACAGAGUGAAAACUAGCAACGCUUUGAAACGAGGAUUAAAAAUGACUGACUCUACUAAUCAGUGGCAGAUGUGGCGUGCUGUUUAAAUCCCACAGAGUUACUUUAUCAGACCUUGAGACUUUUUUUCUUUUUUUUUUCUGGGGGUCACGUCAGCUGUUAAAUCUUUUUUAAAGUUUUUAAACUGACAUUUCUAUAAAUAUAAACGUCCCAUUUAAAAAAAACAACUUAAAUUGCAGUUAAAGACCUGGACAGCUUUGAAAUAAUAUCUGUGCUCAAAAUGAUCUAAGAGCUCUAACAGAUCUGGUGAGAUUUUUGGGUCAAGUAAAUGAAGUAUUUACAUUUUACAGAAAGCCACUUCUGCAAUAGCUCCCCAGACACUAAAGGGGAUUCAUUUCACAUGGUGCUUAAUGAGUAAAAGCUGUGAUCCCUGUGUGCUUAGUGAAAUGUUCAAAUAUUUGUGGUUUUGUAUUCCUACCAUUUCCUCAAGCAAAAAAAAAAACAAAAACAAAAAAAAGAAGCAAAAUGAGAGAUAGCUGGCUAUAUUCUCUUCCUGUUCAGUAUUUUAAUAUUCUUGGUAAACUUUUGUAAUUGAGCAACAGUAUAAUUUUCUACCACCAUAUGAUCAAAUGAAUAUUUUUCUUUUCUUUUUUUUUUUUUUUUUUUUUUUUUUUAAGCCCAAACCUUCACAUGUAAUUUAAACUUUUAACUUUGCAUCUACAUUCUGAGUAACACAAACUGGUUCUUGUAUCGAUGAUGGACAGUAGCUGUUUGUUGAGCAGGUAACAUGGUAAAUGCAAGUAAUUGUGUGUUUGUGUGUAUGUUUGAAACAUAAGUCAUUUUGGAUGUAUUACAGUGUAAAUAUCAAAUACUGUCAUUUAUUCUUGUGCAAAGUUUUCAGCAAUUAAAAUAUACAAACUUAA
Messenger RNA from Archocentrus centrarchus (flier cichlid), 2349 nucleotides. It is a transcript of the gene sfrp2, whose product is annotated as secreted frizzled-related protein 2. The record is from RefSeq and is a predicted model, not a curated record. NCBI's taxonomy places the organism in Eukaryota, Metazoa, Chordata, Actinopteri, Cichliformes, Cichlidae. The coding region runs from base 81 to 968 and encodes 295 amino acids. Gene Ontology annotation, biological process: non-canonical Wnt signaling pathway; canonical Wnt signaling pathway. The transcript has 3 exons. Gene Ontology annotation, molecular function: Wnt-protein binding.